AUGAUGUUUUUUGUUGUUCGAAGUGCCCUACGUGCUUGUAACUGUGACUCUCUCUCUCUCUCUCUCUCUCUCUCUCUCUCUCUCUCUCUCUCUCUCUCUCUCUCUCUCUCUAUUCUGAUUGACUCUGGUUUCAACUUCUCCGCCUGUUUGUAUCUACAUCACCUGUUCGUCAUCUUUCUUACUUUCCCUCUCUCCAUUUCCUUUCGCUCUAUCUCGCACUCUUUAUAUAAUACCAAAGUGGAAAACUUAUCUAUCUAUCUAUCUAUCUAUCUAUCUAUCUAUCUAUCUAUCUAUCUAUCUAUCUAUCUAUCUAUCUAUCUAAUAAAGAUGAUCCAAAUUUCCAGUGCGCAUUUUCAUUCUUGUUUUCAUCACUACGCCUUCUCAAUUCCCUUGAUGCGAAAUAUUUGGGCCUCAGGGGUCUCUCUCUCUCUCUCUCUCUCUCUCUCUCUCUCUCUCUCUCUCUCUCACACACAAAGGAACGAACAAAUACUGAUAGCUUAUAUCCCCGAGACAGAUCCCUCACAUCAAGACAAUCAUCCACUAACAACUUUCCCAGACAGUUUAUAUUGCAUCUCUCUCUCUCUCUCUCUCUCUCUCUCUCUCUCUCUCUCUCUCUCUCUCUCUCUCAGUAUAUCCAUCUUUCUUUCUUUCUAG
Messenger RNA from Acanthosepion pharaonis, 654 nucleotides. Lineage: Eukaryota; Metazoa; Mollusca; Cephalopoda; Sepiida; Sepiidae. The record is from the annotation of a GenBank genome assembly.